UAAGUUACAACUCUACGUGGGGGGAGAGGAAAAACUACCCUACAAUCUAGUGGAUCGAUCAUUAAAACACUAAACAAAAGUGUGCGAAAGAAGAAACUUUUCUUGGGAUUUGGGAGGUUUUAUAGGAUGAGAGAGUUUGCGCGACGGCACGUGCGUGUAAAUCAGUGUUUACGUCUGACUGAGAAACUGGGCUUCAGUUAUUCAGGCGACAUCAUGAACCAUUGUUGUGUUCAACGACCCGACUUUCCUCUGUGUUUCUAUUUGUACUAAUGUACCCGAGGAGUGUUUCAGCAGCUUCACUCAGGAUCAGUUUGCUUCUUCUCCUUCUCUUGUUGUCGGUGAGCGUGUGUUCAGAGCUGAAAGUGCUGGUGCGGUUAAACGAUGGUCAGAUCACCGCAGAGACUUUAGAGUCGGACAGCGAGCGGGACAUCAUCAGUGUAGAGUUCAGGCACACAGACGGCACUCUCAUCACCUUCCUGGCAGAUUUCAAGAGGCAUGUGAAGAUCCUGCGGGCACUGGUGCUGGGGGAACCGGAGCGGGGCCAGACACAGUACCAGGGCCUGUGUUUCAUAAGCAGGCUAGAACAUGGAGAGAUCAUCCCAAGUGAAGCCAUGGUCAGACUGAGACAGAAAAACCCACACAUCAUACGGAAUGCUGAAGAGAAGCGUGGUCUGGAGCGGAUGAGCAUGAACAUGGCUGUAAAUCUCACUCUAUCCUGGCACCUCAGCUCCCACAUCCGAAGCAUAUGCCGUGACGCCCAAGACUUCAUCUACACGCAAGAGCAGGACGUCAAAUACUGGCUACAAAAGGGUGUGGAAAGCUCCGUAUUCAAAGUGUUUCCCCAGAAUAUCGAGAACGCGGUCCUGCAAAGUUGCAGCACUACUACGGACCCGUGGCAGCCGUGUUCAUGUAGCUACACCGUGAGGCUGGAGUGGUACCCGUGUAUGCUGAAAUACUGCCGUGGCCACGGCCCGAGCCCAUACAAGUGUGGGAUCAAGAGCUGCAGCAAGGCUUACCGCUUCGACUUCUACACGUCACGCAAGCAACUGUGCAUGUGGGAUGAAGAGAGCUAACAGUGCCACUCUACACAGUUCACUAAUAUUCUAACCAGUACUUAUGCUAAAAGUGACCCUGGGUAGCACUGAUGUGCCUUCACAUAGGUCUUAAUAGUAAGCUAGAUCUGAAUUAUGUUCCUUUAUUUGUAUUACCGUAGUAGAUUUUUAGACACUAGCAUUUUUUUUCUCUUAUCUUUGGCUUUAAAGGACAGAUCUUUUAACUUAAUCCAUCAAGCCAGGCCAUCGUUUCCGCUGUCAAUGCCGUAUAGCCUGAAGGGAAAAUUUGCAUGACUGAUAGGUUUAUAGGCUCCUAGGUUCAUUUUUCCUCGGGGGAAAAAAAAUGUUUACUUGGAUUCUUCAUGUUGAAAAAGUAAACAUCGUAUAUAUUGUGUUAACGUAUAUUAGAAACCUUCAAGGGCUGUAACAGGAAGAACAUGUAUAGUAUACUGUAUAUUGGCCCACAGUAGUUAUUUUUUUUAUUUUGAGUAUAUUUUUUAUAUAUUUUUUUUUUUAGUGUUAAACACUCAUUGGCCACUGUAAUAGGAGCACGGUAGGUACAUGGAAACCUGCAAAUACACGUAACUGUCUAAUCAGCAGCAUGAUACAUGUACAGGUCGAAAGCUUCAGUUACUUUUCAUGUCAAUCAUGAGAGUGGGUGGAAAUGAGAUCUAAGUGGCAUUGACCAUGGGAUGGUUGCUGGUACCAGACUGCUGGUUUGGUUAUUUUAAUAAACUGCUGAUGUUACAACUGUGUUGAGCUGAAAAGCAUAUCUGAACGCACCAUGUCAAACCCUGUAGCAGACACAGAUUCACCCAAUUUAGACCAUUAACUGAUGUUCUUGAAGCUGUACCUGCAUUUAAAUAAUUGCAUGAAUGAUCAGUAGUACAGAUGUUCCUAUUAAAGUGGUCAGUGUGUGAGUAUAUUAUAUACAUAUGACUUCAGUAUCUGGAAUUUGCUUUAAUAUUCAACUGUAAGAAUAUCUCCUGAUAUAAUUUUGCUUUAUCUACAUGUAGACCAGAAGUAUUUUUAUUGUUAAAGGUAUGUUUUAGAGAGUUCUCAUACUGUCAUUUUGACAACUUCUUGCAAUAUUUUACACCUACACUAAAUUGUGACUGUUAGAAACUCGUGGCCCGGUUCCAAUGGUACUUCUCGAGGUUUAGCCGUGAAAUAUGUUUCGUCUUAUGAACAAAACAAGCUACGCUGGCAGCUAAGGCACGUUUUUGUGUUGUCUAUUUAUUGCUAAUAUAUUCAAGUGAUGCCAAAUGUGCUGCUCACUACUCACCAUAACCCUGACUAAUGAUCUCAUCUCCAUUUCAAUAACCUCAUUACUACAAGUGUGUACACUAUGGUGGGCAGAUGAACCUUUUACACAAUGCAAUAGUGUUAUGUUUGGGAAGUUUUACCGAAUAGCUUGCACCAUGAUAUGGCACAGUUCCAGGAUUUUAAUGUUGCUCGUGUUCAACGUUUUCAUAUAUGGAAUGAUGUGUUUACAUAUUUUAAUGCACAAAAUGAAUACGUGUACAUUGGUGGCUUGUUAUCUGUAAAUGAAUAUGCUCAGGUUAUUCCUUCCAUGCUGGAUUUAAUGACUUAUAAUGACACAGUCUUACAGUGUUGUGGAAAUGAUUUUUAAAGCAUCUUACAGUUUGGCUUUUUGUGUACAACUGUGAGGACGAUUUAAACAGCAUGUUUAACUAAAUUACAGAUGCAAGUGUAAUUAAAGAUAAAGAUAAACUUUA
Molecule: messenger RNA, 2791 nt
Organism: Tachysurus vachellii
Lineage: Eukaryota; Metazoa; Chordata; Actinopteri; Siluriformes; Bagridae
Gene: oafb
Product: OAF homolog b (Drosophila)
Exons: 4
Coding region: 270-1073 (267 amino acids)
Source: RefSeq, a predicted model, not a curated record